Drosophila rhopaloa is the source of this 371-nucleotide messenger RNA. RefSeq names its product kunitz-type serine protease inhibitor 2-like. NCBI's taxonomy places the organism in Eukaryota, Metazoa, Arthropoda, Insecta, Diptera, Drosophilidae. The transcript is spliced from 2 exons. The record is from RefSeq and is a predicted model, not a curated record. Gene Ontology annotation, molecular function: serine-type endopeptidase inhibitor activity. The coding region runs from base 74 to 313 and encodes 79 amino acids.
UCACUUCACAGUUUAGUUUCUAUAGUCGCGGUUGAGAUCUCUGUAACCCCCAAAAAAAAAAUAAAGAUUCAAUAUGAAAUACUUUGCUGUUUUCGCGCUGAUCUUCUGCCUGUUGGGAACUGCCUUGGCGGCGCUUAAAAAUCCUAUCUGUGGCGAGGAGUUUGGCUCAUUCGGACCCUGCCGUGGGCGAAUUCAAAAAUUUACUUAUCGCAGGGAUGCAAACGAAUGCAUCAGUUUCUACUACACCGGCUGCCAAGGAAACAAAAACAAUUUUAAUAGCAAGGACGAAUGCGAGAGGACCUGCAAAAACUGAGAGCUUGUUACUUAUCCACAAAUAAAGUUACAAUUUCGGUUUUGUUAUCCUAAUGUGA